This is a messenger RNA of Gongylonema pulchrum, 387 nucleotides long. NCBI's taxonomy places the organism in Eukaryota, Metazoa, Nematoda, Chromadorea, Rhabditida, Gongylonematidae. The record is from the annotation of a GenBank genome assembly.
AUGGUUUUUCAAAGGACAAUUGGUACGCGUUCGGCUUUUACACUGAGCCUCCCAACUGGCGAGAGCGGACAAAGAACCGAUGGGCAGUAUGAAGGAAGUGAGGAGUAUGCGGAAUAUUCAACCGCCGACACUAGCAGAGAGUCGUCGCUGGACACUGGCAGAACAUCGGAUACGUCCCAGGACUUCUCAUCGUUUAAGAAUCUCAGUCAGAUCUCGGAGCAUACCACGAUGCGCCCGCGUGACGAUGAUGUGGCCUGGAUGGACGCUGUGCGACAGUACCAUCAGAAUGAGCCUGUCUUCCGUAAAAAACCCUUCGUAUGCAUCAACAUUCACAGAAACGAACACCGCUUCAUCAUGCACUUUACUGUUUUAUUCCGAGUUCAGUAG